AUGACAGAGGACUUGGUCGAUUCACGGCCCAAAGAAGUUGAGAGUGAAACCAGUUCAGAUGAUGCUGGUCCACCGACAGCCGACGAAUUCUUUAAAUCGCCGGAUUUUUAUAAAAAUGCCCAGCAAUAUUGGUCACGUAUCGAUCCAACCAUCGAUGGCAUGCUCGGCGGUUUGUCAAUCAUCGACACAACCGAUGUCAAUGGAUCUGCACGCUUUCUAAACCAACUGUUUAAAAUGAAACCAGCGCCUGGAACAACACGAGCACUUGACUGUGGGGCGGGAAUCGGUCGUGUUACAAAAAAUCUGCUCAUGAAUUACUUCAAAACCGUUGAUCUGGUGGAACAAGAUGAGAAUUUCGUUCGAAAAGCUCACGAUUACCUCAGUACAAAUGACCAACUAAAUGAGAAAAUCGGAACGAUUCAUAAUGUUGGACUACAAGAUUUCACACUAACCGAUAAUACAUAUGACGUGAUUUGGUGCCAAUGGGUACUAGGCCAUUUGACCGAUGAAGAUUUGGGUGCAUUUUUCAAACGAUGCACGGCUGGGCUCACAAAAAAUGGUUGCAUCAUUAUCAAAGAGAAUUUCACAUCAACCAAUGAUUUUUGCAUCGAUGCAACGGAUUCAUCGGUAACACGAUCGCUUCGAGUGACUAAAACCAUUUUAGAAUCAGCCAAUUUACGCAUUGUUAAAAUUUGCAAACAGGAUAAUUUUAUUCAAGGUCUUUUCCCCGUUUAUUCCAUAGCAUGCAAACCCAAUCGAAGGAUUCAAUAA
Messenger RNA from Sitodiplosis mosellana (orange wheat blossom midge), 771 nucleotides. Its product is annotated as alpha N-terminal protein methyltransferase 1. Gene Ontology annotation, molecular function: N-terminal protein N-methyltransferase activity. Bases 1 to 771 code for a protein of 256 amino acids. Gene Ontology annotation, cellular component: cytoplasm. The transcript has a single exon. Gene Ontology annotation, biological process: N-terminal protein amino acid methylation. NCBI's taxonomy places the organism in Eukaryota, Metazoa, Arthropoda, Insecta, Diptera, Cecidomyiidae. The record is from RefSeq and is a predicted model, not a curated record.